Messenger RNA from Serendipita indica DSM 11827, 528 nucleotides. The record is from the annotation of a GenBank genome assembly. Lineage: Eukaryota; Fungi; Basidiomycota; Agaricomycetes; Sebacinales; Serendipitaceae.
AUGCCGGUCGAUGCUGCAAAACUCGCAAAGCUGCAAGCGCAGGCUGCUUCGACGAGAAUCGGUGGCAAGGGAACCCCACGUCGCAAAGUCGUCAAGACGGCAAAGGCGGGAGGUGGACAGGAUGACCGAAAGCUUCAAGCUGCACUCAAGAAGUUGAAUAUGCAGCCGAUUACAGGUGUCGAAGAGUUGAACAUGUUCAGGGAAGAUGGCAAUGUUUUGCAUUUUAGCGCUCCAAAAGUCCAUGGCGCCCCGGCUGCGAAUACGUUUGCGGUCUAUGGCACUGGACAAGUCAAGGAACUGACAGAACUCGUCCCUGGCAUUCUGAACCAGCUCGGGCCCGACUCGUUGGCAUCGCUGCGCAAACUGGCCGAGUCGUACCAAGCCAUCCAACAGGGCCAGCGAGCGGCUGCUGGAGCGACAAAGGAGGAAGACGACGACGAUGUCCCCGAUCUCGUGGAGAGCUUUGAUGUACCAGACACGGCUGCAGGCGAGACGAAGAAGGAUGCCGACCUCGAGGAGCUCAACUGA